GACAAGGCUGCUAUCAAAGAGAAGAUAGAGGCUUAUAGUGCUUGUGACAUCUAUAACUUUGAUGAAACAGCACUUUUCUAUGCCGCCCCACCAAGAACAACAAUUUCCUGCCAGAAAUUUUCUGGUUGGAAGGAAAAUAAGAAGCGGCUUACAGUAGACCUUUUGUGCAAUGCCAAUGGAACAGACAAGUGGUCUGACAUAUUGAUGAUUGGUCAUGCAAGAAGACCAAACUGUUUUAACAAAAGCAACAAAAAACAAGAGGCAGUAGAUCAUGGAUUGUCUAUGUAUCAUUACAACAGUAAUGUCUGA
Messenger RNA from Phycomyces blakesleeanus NRRL 1555(-), 309 nucleotides. RefSeq lists its product as hypothetical. The transcript has a single exon. The record is from RefSeq and is a predicted model, not a curated record. The annotation marks the transcript as partial. Lineage: Eukaryota; Fungi; Mucoromycota; Mucoromycetes; Mucorales; Phycomycetaceae.